AUGCAACAUUGGUUGCGCCAUCGAACAAAACAGAUUGUUUUGCCAUUAAGUGAGCCAAUAAGAAACCAAGAAAAAGGCUGUAUUGCUCGGUUUACGGUUUACGUAUUUAAGCACCAGAAAUUAUUCUUCAACAGAAACAUGAAGGCCACAAAUAUGUCACAGAUGGUUUUGAUGGUUUCGAUGCAUCUUCUUCAAACAGUCUUAGUAUCGGCUAAUUUUGAGAGAGAUGAAACUUUACUUACAAAUUCCAACACCCGCGACGGCAACAGCGGGUACCCUCAAUGGGAAAACAUGCAGAAAACGAUAGAUAUCAAACUGUACUCUUUGGAACAACUGGCUUACAGCGAAAACGCUAUUCAGGGCAUCCACUAUGGCCGUAUAGCCAUGGGGUUCCCGCCGCAGCAGUUUGAUGUAAUCUUUGAUACGGGUGGACGGAACCAUUGGAUACCCUCGAUUUCAACAAAAUCUCCUAGGUUGCUUAGACGAAAGUUAUACGAUAUGAGCAAAUCGUAUCACGGUAGAUGGUUGGGGAUCAGAAAUUCUGUCCAUUAUGCAGCUGGAGUUCUGGAGGGUGAACUUGUUUCUGAUGUGUUGAGCAUCGGUUCAUCCCACAUGCCUGGUUUUGUGUUCAUCGAAGCGGACUCACUGAGUGGCCCGGCUGGUGUGCAACCUGUGGCGGAUGGCGUUAUUGGCUUGAGACAGCCUGACAACCCCAAAGCUCUGUUGUCUCCGCUGGUUAGACGGCUGUUUGUUCGUGGACUUAUCAAGGAGGAGGUAUUCACGUUUCGCUUCUUAUUCGAGAAAUACACUCAUUUGCAAGUCAAUUUGGUUUUCACGGGAGACUCAAUUGAAUCUCUCGUUUAUGAUGUCCUCCAGCUGAAUGUGCUGCACACAGGCCGCCUCAUGAUUCAGUUGGAACGAUAUUCGAGAUAUCGCAAAGUUUUCAGCAACCUUAAAUACACCCAUUUGCAAAUCAAUUUGGUUUUCACAAAAGAUUCAACUGAAUAUCUCGUUUGUGAUAUUCUACAACUGAAUGUGCUGAACACAGACUGCCUCACAUUGAGGUCUCCGACAACAGGUGCAUCUCUGUACAACGGGGGUGAUUUGGUAUUUGGUGAAAUUCGUGAGGCCCAUCAAAUAUCCGCACCAGUCUACCUGAGCGUUACAGAACAAUGGUACUAUUGGACCGAAUAUAUUCGGAUUGGUCAAAAUUACAUCUGUAGGUCCUGCAGGUCACUGGCAGACUCGGGCUCAGGAAAGAUCGUUGGACCAGAAGACCAAGUUAAAAGUCUUUUUGCACAGUUUUCUCAUUCGACUGAAGUUGGUGGUCAACUGUUUGUUAGCUGUGCACACAUACCUUCGUAUCAUCCGAUGGUCAUUGGAUUGGGACAAAAACACUUUGUCCUGAAAGCACGAGAUUAUAUAAUUCAAGAAACAUUCAAUGGUGUACAGCGCUGCGUUUUGGGAAUACUCUAUCGACCGGGAAAACCUAGGACGCACUGGACUUUCGGUAUUUCGUUUCUUCGAAGUUUUCACACAAUUUUUGAUCAAAGCAACAGUCGAAUCGGAUUUGCUAAGUCUUGGACCAACUGUUUUAACCGCACCAGUGUCUGCAAGCGCCUGACAGGAACUGCAGAUUUCAACUUCACCGACUGA
Opisthorchis viverrini is the source of this 1656-nucleotide messenger RNA. RefSeq lists its product as hypothetical. Gene Ontology annotation, molecular function: aspartic-type endopeptidase activity. Lineage: Eukaryota; Metazoa; Platyhelminthes; Trematoda; Opisthorchiida; Opisthorchiidae. The transcript is spliced from 10 exons. The record is from RefSeq and is a predicted model, not a curated record. Bases 1 to 1656 code for a protein of 551 amino acids. Gene Ontology annotation, biological process: proteolysis.